AUGGUGCUUCAAUACAAAGUCUUUUUCAGCAAGCGUCAAGGAGUGAAUCGGACUGUGCCGGCUGGACUCGAUGACUUGAAAUGGGUCCCGACCAGUUCGACUUUGAUAUAUGGCGAGAAGGAUGCUGUCUUGGUCGAUACCCAGUUGACAGUCCAGGCCAUCAACGAGCUAGUGGACUGGACCGUUGCAAGCGGAUUAAAUGUAACUUGGAUCUACAUUACCCACCCGCAUGGCGAUCACUUUUUCGGCAACGCAGCUAUCCUGGACAAGUUUCCUAAUGCCAAAGUGGUGGCUGCGCCUGAGGUUGCCGCUGGUAUGGUAGGAGAAGCAUCAGCAGAGCGACAGCAGAUGUGGAAACGCCUAUUUCCGGGACAGAUCCCGGCGAAGAUCCCCACAGACAGAACUGUCGUUAGGAACGAAUUCGAGCUUGAGGGAGAAAAGCUCAUGGUGGUCAGGACCGGCCACACCGAUACGGACAAUACCACUACGCUCUGGGUCCCUUCGAUACGCUUGGCAGUUGUCGGCGACGCAGUCUACAACAACACCCACCCGUUCCUGGGCGAUUCACCCACUAAGGAAUCGAGACUGGAAUGGAUCUCUGCACUUGACAAGAUUGCAAGCCUAAACCCGAAAGUGGUGAUCUCGGGGCAUGGAGACCCCAGCAAGGGUUUCACCCCACAGGCCAUAUCUGAUACCAAGGCAUAUUUGGAGGAUUUUGAGCGGCUGCAUGAAGAAACCAAUACCCCAGAGGAGCUGUAUUAUGAAAUGCUUAAACUUCAUCCUGGCCGACUGAAUCCAGGGUCCCUAUGGGGUGGAUCCAACUUGGUUAAAAACAAAGGCAAAGCAUAUUGA
Penicillium daleae is the source of this 852-nucleotide messenger RNA. RefSeq names its product MBL fold metallo-hydrolase. The record is from RefSeq and is a predicted model, not a curated record. The coding region runs from base 1 to 852 and encodes 283 amino acids. The transcript has a single exon. Lineage: Eukaryota; Fungi; Ascomycota; Eurotiomycetes; Eurotiales; Aspergillaceae.